UUGCGCCUGACUGUGAAGGCACCGGGACUCAAACCAGCAUCCCCCCGGAGCCCCACAGAGCCCCACGGAGCCCCACGGAGCCCCACGGAGCCCCACGGAGCCCCACGGCCCCCCACAGCUGCCUCCAGGAUGUUUUCCCUCGGGGAGAAGAUGGAGUUUCUCAUCGGAAACCCGUUUUCGACGCCAGUCGGCCAGAGGAUCGAGCGAGCGACCAGCGGCUGUCUGCUGUCGGAGGACUGGGGUCUCAACAUGGAGAUCUGUGACAUCAUCAAUGAGACCGACGAAGGGCCAAAAGAUGCAGUCAAAGCUAUUAAGAAGAGGAUAGUAGGAAACAAGAACUUCAGAGAGAUAAUGUUGGCUCUCACGGUUCUGGAGGCCUGUGUGAAGAACUGUGGCCACCGCUUCCAGGUUUUGGUGGCCACACAGGAGUUUGUGGAGGGAGUUCUGGUCCGCUCUAUUCUGCCCAAAUACAACCCACCGACGGCCCUCCACGACCGCAUCCUCAGCCUCAUUCAGUCGUGGGCCGAUGCGUUUCGCAGCGCCCCCUCCUUGGGGGGGGUCGUCUACGUGUAUGAUGACCUGAGGAGGCGAGGCCUGGAGUUCCCCAUGACAGACCUGGAUGCCCUGUCCCCGAUCCACACCCCAAACCGGACUAUCCCAGAAAACGAGAGUCCCGAGGCGACCCCUGUUGCUGCAUCCCCACAUCAGUCCCAACCACAGCCUCCUCCCAGUGUUCCCAGUCCGGGCUCCUCGCCUCCAGUCCAGCCCAGUGACGGACCGGCCUCCCUCUCUCCAGAACAGGACCAGAAGCUGCGAACUGAGCUGGGGCUGGUGAAGGGAAAUCUCACGGUGAUGUCUGAGAUGCUAAACGAGCUGAAACCUGGACAGAGCCAGAGGGACGAUAUAGAGCUGCUACAGCAGCUCUUUGCGGUGUGUAAGAGCAUGCAGACCCGUGUGGUGGAGCUCAUCCCGCAGCUGCAGGACGAGGGAUUCAUCGAGGAGCUGCUCAUCGUAAACGACGACCUCAACAACACCUUCAUCCGCUACGAGAGGUUUGACAGGCUGAACAAAGCUCAAACUGCAAACGUCCCACAGAGCUCUAACACGAACCCCAGCCUGAUCGAGCUGAGCCCAGAGCCCUCCACCAACAAACAGCCAGCCAUUAUUACCGCCUCCAGCCAACCAGCAGCCAGUACCUGGACCAACCACCAGCAGCCGACCAAUCACAAAGAGGAGGAGGAGUUUGACAUGUUUGCCCAAACCAGAGGCAGCUCCUUGGCUGAGCAGAGGAAAAAUGUCCGGUACGAGGACCCUGGAGCUGUGGAGGGUCUGGCAGAAGCCCUGGACUCCAGGCUGCAGGUCACCGGAGGGAUGCCUCCAGAGAAAAACCCUGUCCAGAAUGAUAUUGAUAGAUGGUUAUCCUGUGACUUGCAGGAGGAGCAGCCGUCGGUUUGUGAGGGGGUGUCCAGCGAAGAGUUUGAGAAGUUCCUGGAGGAUCGGGCGAAGGCUUCAGACAGCAGCAGCCAAUCCGGUGGCACCGCCAGGCCCCCCCCCACAGCCCGCCCGGCAACAGGAGUCCUCACACGACAACCUCUUCUCUCUCUGAGUUCAGAGCCGGGCAGAGGAAUGUGUGCAGGUCAACACAGCCCCCUGUGA
Molecule: messenger RNA, 1656 nt
Organism: Menidia menidia (Atlantic silverside)
Lineage: Eukaryota; Metazoa; Chordata; Actinopteri; Atheriniformes; Atherinopsidae
Source: the annotation of a GenBank genome assembly